Messenger RNA from Dreissena polymorpha, 3089 nucleotides. RefSeq names its product ras-related protein Rab-8A-like. The record is from RefSeq and is a predicted model, not a curated record. The coding region runs from base 195 to 878 and encodes 227 amino acids. Lineage: Eukaryota; Metazoa; Mollusca; Bivalvia; Myida; Dreissenidae. Gene Ontology annotation, molecular function: GTPase activity; GTP binding. The transcript is spliced from 4 exons.
ACUAGCCAAUUGUUAGUAUGUGAUGAUACAACGUUUUAAGUUUUGCAGUUAUAUUGAUGUUUUCAAUACAUUUAUGCACACCGCAGCGUUUGGGAUUUAUACUUUAUUUGUGCAAAUAUUUUGCAUUUAUAAGUGAGCGGACUUGGAUAAUAUACCAACGAAGUCAAAGAUAAACACGAUGUUCACUUAGCGACAUGAAGUCCAGUGAAUACAGUUACGUCUUCAAAUGCGUCAUCAUUGGUGAUUGUCACGUUGGCAAGACGACGCUGCUACGGCGCAUGCUCGGGGAGCCCUUCCUGCCCAAGCCCGCACCGAUGCGAAACAGUCCUAUCUCGCUACGGCAUCUACAAUGCGUCGACAAGAUUUUCACAACGUCCGAAGGAGACCGAGUGAAGUUGCAAGUCUAUGAUACUAUGGGUUUAGAGCGCCACCGCAGUCUGACGUUGUCCUACUAUAGAGAUGCACAUGUUUGCCUUAUCUGUUAUAACGUCCACAAUCCAGAAUCGUUCGACAAUCUCAAAACAUGGCUAGCAGACGUUCACAAAUACCUUGGCAGGGACACACAUUUGGUUAAAAUGUUGGUAGGAAUAAACAGCCGGGCGCCGGUUUUGUUUGUGAACGGGUCUAUACCCGGCAUAGAUACGGAAUUCGUGGAUGUCGAACCGAUCACUAAAAGGCCUACGGAGCUCGCGCAAGAGUACGAUACUCUCACGUGCGAAGUUCAACUCUGCGAUGACACAGACGUGAAAACGUGUUUUAAAACGGCCGUAGAUUCGCUUGUGAAACGUUUUCAUGAUGACUAUGCACGAAGCACUGAGCUGAACAACGGCUCCGUACAUCUUACUGCCGACAGCUCAAAAAGGAGCUCAUGCUGUUAGAAAUAAACUGCUGUUUGUAUUUGUUUUUAAUGCAAUUAAAAUCUUCCAUGCUUUGUAUUGACAGUUCAAACACGGUGAGCGAAGCUUUACCUAUUGUUUCAUGCUUGAUGUCUGUGUUGUAUGUACAUGUAAUGUCUUGUAUUGUUUAGGCAACUGGUCACUUGCCAUAAAAGACUACAAAAGGUUAACAAGACUAUCUCUUCUGAAAAUAUCUCUAAAUAUAUAUUUUCCUAUUCUUAUUUGUUAGAACACCGUAUUCCUUAGUAAACAACCGCGCGAUUAAUGAUUACUUUUUUUUCUAACAAGCAGUAUUUUUCUAUACCGCGAUUUACGACAAACAAUAUGGAAAUUGAUUAAAUUCAAAUCGCCCUUUUGUCUGGGUUAUUAACCAAAUACUGGGUGUCAUGAAAAAGGUUUGAUAUUGUAGCACUUUUUAACAAAGGAUAUUUUUCACUUUGUGGUAAAUUGUAAACAAAACAAUGUGUGUUCCCGACAGAAAAGCCACACGAGAAAAUAUGUUUCUAACGUGUUAUUGCCUUUAGCAGGUUUCUAUGUCCACAUAUUAACAGUUUGAGCCCAGGUUGCAAAUCUUCUUAGUUUCUUUGCUCUUGUUAUGACAACCAUGUAUGUCCUGUAUGCAAUGUCCCUCAUUGCACACCCAUGAAUGUACAUCGUCUUGUCCGUUUCAGAGCAUUUAAAAAAAAAAUAUAAUAGCAAUGUUAUUUCAAAAAGCAAACAUCGGGCUAUUGACUAUAUAGAUCUUACCUUCUGUUAUGCACUCUUGAUCAGCAAAUGAUUGAUUGCAUAAAUCUAUUUUACGGAGUAUUCUGGACAAAGUAGAUGUAUCAUGAUAUUGCUCUCAACAGACACGAUAUCUAUCUCACGGAGGAAUUUUGAGCAAGUCGGUGUAUCACGAUUGGGCUCUAAACUGAAACAAUAGCUAUCUCACGGAGGAAUCCGUAGCUAGUCGAUGUAUCACGAUUUGGCUCUAAACAGACACGAUAUCUAUCUCACGGAGGAAUUUUGAGCUAGUCGAUGUAUCACGAUUGGGCUCUAAACUGAAACAAUAUCUACCUCACGGAGGAGUCCGUAGCUAGUCGAUGUAUCACGAUUGGGCUCUAAACAGAUACGGUAUCGAUCUAGCGAUGUAUAAUCAAAUACGGCCAGUUUCUGUUUUCUCUUUUUUGUCUCGUAUAUUGUUUCACAGCCGGAUUGACUGGCUCAGAUGGUAGAGCGCUGGAAUUCAAAGUUGAGAAUCGCGUGUUUUAACCCCGGCCCGGCAACAUACAUUGUGUCUUGAUUGGUCAAGAAAUCAUUUAUACGGCCAUUCUCAACUCUACAUCUGAUUCAAGAAGGUUGUCAUUAACCAGCAUAUUAGUAAGUAACAGCGGAAACCCCAACCAUACAAACAAACACAAUAUCGUUCGACAAAUCUCGUAUAACAUUUACUUUUACAUUUCUUAACGGAACUCUAUAUGAAACAUGCGAUUUAAAUAUUAUUUGAUUACCAUCUGGCAAAUGGAUUUUAUGUACAUAUUUGCGUCAGUUUUACAGUAUUGCUCACCGUGUGCUGACAAGACAAAGUGUUUUAUUUUGUUAAAAAUAUUUUGUUAACUGGGCAAUUACAUGGUGAUACCCAGUUUAAUAAUGUUUGAAAAAAAUACUCUCAUAUAUUUGAUGAGUUUUAAUGUACAUGUAGUUUCUUUCUGUGAUGUUUUUAUGUUCGAAGAUGAUAUGUUCUCGAUCACAAAAUGUGAUCAAUUUACAUUAAGUUUACAUGUGACAUGUUAUAAGUGACCAUUUAAGCUCUGCCAGAACUAGUUAUUUCUUUGGAACAUGUAGUUUUCAAUAUUUAUAUUAUUGUAAACUGUUAUGUGAAAAUGCUAUUGCUUUUAAGAACAAUAACAUAGCGACCAGAAUAGUUAUUAUAAUCUAGAUGUACUGUAUUUGACUGAAGUGCGAUGUAAUUAAUUAAUGUAACGGUAUAUAGUUCAGCCAAAACGGCCAUUUGAUUGUAAAUGAGCGGCUCUGUGGAAACGUGGCUUAAUGAAUGUACGUUAAGUGUUGUCCAAAUUAGUCAGUGCAAUCCGUUGGUGGAAGGGGUGGGGGCUAUACGAAAAGGCACAGGACAAAAAUCGAUCAAACAAUCGAUCGGCAAUCGAUUUCUAGUAUAUCCCACAUGAAAUCGUGAAUUCGCAUACGCCCUCGUCU